CCCCCACACCUUCUUAACUCUCCGAUCUCAUCAUCCAUGUCCUCAUGACCCUCUAUGACCACUCCAGAUGUGUAUCGAGAUGCGGAAUACCUCGCUGACGUGUCCGGCUUAUCGCCCGGCCUCGUCGCCGGACCUCCGUCCAGCAGCGGCAGCACCAUCGGCAGCAACGGCAGUUACGAUGAGCGCAUGAAAAAGAUCCAAUCCACCGCCAAGGUAGCCUUCAUCGAUCGGCUGCUCCGCGAUCUCGAUAUCCUCAUCUACUGCGAGCUGUCAGCGCUGUAUUAUAUGGAUUGCUCCAUCAUCCUCUUCGCCGUCCGCGCCAUCGUGCAGCUCAUCUUCUUCACCCCGAAAGCCCCGCCCUUCGACCCGACCCGGAACCAGCCCUUCGUCGGCGCCAUCUUUCUGAGUAAUCUGUUCUGCAUGCUCUGCCAUACGCUCUUCGCUGCGCCGGAAGCCGGCGAGGAGACCCGCGGGUAUAUCCACGGGGGCCUAUUCAUCGACUUCAUCGGCCAGAAGGCGCCCGUCCCGCUGGCCCGGCUGCUGUCGAUGGAUGUGUUGGUUCUACUCCUGGAUUUGGUGAUGUUGGGGCUGGUGGUGGAGAGGGUUAAGACUGUGGAGGCGCAGCAGCAACAGCAACUGAUCAAUACGGCGACCGGGCAAGGCUCAAGAAGUAAUAAUAUCCUGAGUGCUAUCAUCAACGGGAUGGGGCGGCAGGAUCAGGAUCACGAUUCCGAAGAGCGGGGCGUUCUCCGGGGUGCGGCCACAGUUCCUACUACAGAUGACCAGACUCAGGUCCCAGCCAGUCGACAGCCUUCGAGGGAGGAACGAGCUGAGGAUCAUGACCAUGACCAUAACACUAUGAUCGACGAACGGACCGAGUUGCUGGCCGACCCGGCCGAGACGGGCCUGAACCUGGGACGCAGCACGGCCGCGGCGAAGGAUAGUCACCCCUUGGAUCGGUUCGCCUCGGGCCAGGCAGUGAUCAUGGACGUGGGGCUGGUGGAUGUAGUCCGCGAGCAGUGGCGGUACACUCCGGCGACGACGGGGCGGAAUUCGUUGCGGUUCGCGAACUCGCAGCAGGCGGCAGCGUUCAUGGCCAGGUUCCGCGAUGCAAUGAAUGGGCGGUCGACGGAGCGGAAUGCGCAGACUCCUGCCACUGCCACUGCUACUGCUAACAACCCCAAUCCCGCUCCCGAUGCCAAUGGCAUUGUCAGUGCUUAGAAGAGAGGGGUCAUGGCUGGCUGCUUUUCAUGGUUGAUUUGGCUGAUGUAGAUGCGGGGGGUCUCCUGUAUUGUAUAGAAUAGGUUAUAAUAUACUAACUCUAUUUGAUAAUAUACU
Aspergillus aculeatus ATCC 16872 is the source of this 1338-nucleotide messenger RNA. RefSeq names its product DSC4 family protein. Gene Ontology annotation, biological process: protein processing; SREBP signaling pathway. The transcript is spliced from 2 exons. The record is from RefSeq and is a predicted model, not a curated record. Gene Ontology annotation, cellular component: Dsc E3 ubiquitin ligase complex. Bases 55 to 1221 code for a protein of 388 amino acids. Lineage: Eukaryota; Fungi; Ascomycota; Eurotiomycetes; Eurotiales; Aspergillaceae.